CUAUGGUGCCUCCUGUAUAGAAUGUACCAGGAAAUGCAAAGCUGGUGAUACUUGUGUCAAAUCUGAUGGAUGGUGUCCCGGGAAUUGCAUGGCUGGAUAUGGACCCGAGAGAGAAUGCAUAAGAUGCUCUAUUGGAAAAUGGGGAAUCAAUUGUGCUGAGGAGUGUACAAGACAUUGCAAGACACGGGAUGAAUGUAAAAGAGAAGAUGGUGUUUGCAGUGGUGAUUGUGAAGAAAAAUACUAUCCAAAAAACAGUUGUAACCAAGAGGCAAAUAUAAUUGAUGGUAAACCUACGUUCAGGAGUCGGGGUGCUGAUUACAUUGAGAUAGAAUGGAAUGUUGUACAUACCACGAGUACAACCAAACGUGA
Molecule: messenger RNA, 369 nt
Organism: Owenia fusiformis
Lineage: Eukaryota; Metazoa; Annelida; Polychaeta; Sabellida; Oweniidae
Source: the annotation of a GenBank genome assembly